AUGACUUCUACCUAUAAUCCUUAAGAAAGAGUAGCAGAAAUGACAAAAGCAAUAGAAUGGAAAGCCAAUCAUGUAUCAUAAGGAAUUAUUGAGACAGGAAAUGCUGUUUAUAAUUAAGAAUAUAAUAAAUAUUUUGAUCAUGAAAAGCAAAAAGUGAUUUCCGAAUAUUAUAAAAAAAUGGAAUAAGUAUAAUCCUAGAAAAAAAUUGAACGUUCAUCUGUUAUUAAUGAAUGUAGAUUAAAAAAAAUGACUAGAAGAUAUGAACUUUUAGAAACUUUGAAAAUAGAUGUAAAAAAACAAUUAGAGAGUUUAAUUUAGAAUAAGGAAUAAUAUAAAAAAUUACUUAAAGAUCUUAUUAUUUAAGCUAUGAUUAAAUUAAUGGAAUAAAAUGUUGAAUUGUAAUGUAAAAAAGAAGAUUUGGAUUUAAUAUAAAGCAUUAUUUAUGAAUGUGAAAGUAAUUUUAAUACUUUAGUUAUUAAAGAAUGUAAACUUAAAAACUUUAAUUGUAAAAUAAGCAUUAAUAAAGAUUAUUUUCUUAAUGACAAAAAUAAAAAUAUAUUAGGAGGUGUAGUUAUUAGUUGUUAUGAUGGAAAAAUUGUUUGUUCAAAUACUUUAGAUGCAAGAAUCGAAUAAUCAUUUUAAGAAUUUUUACCAGAAAUUAGAAAUGGACUUUAUCCUGAUUUUAAUAAUGAUGGAGGAAAAGCUAAAAUUUGA
Ichthyophthirius multifiliis is the source of this 714-nucleotide messenger RNA. Its product is annotated as vacuolar ATP synthase subunit e, putative. The record is from RefSeq and is a predicted model, not a curated record. Gene Ontology annotation, cellular component: proton-transporting two-sector ATPase complex, catalytic domain. Lineage: Eukaryota; Ciliophora; Oligohymenophorea; Hymenostomatida. Gene Ontology annotation, molecular function: proton-transporting ATPase activity, rotational mechanism. The transcript has 4 exons. Gene Ontology annotation, biological process: proton transmembrane transport.